This is a messenger RNA of Lontra canadensis (Northern American river otter), 2072 nucleotides long. It is a transcript of the gene STXBP4, whose product is annotated as syntaxin binding protein 4. Gene Ontology annotation, molecular function: syntaxin binding. Gene Ontology annotation, biological process: regulation of insulin secretion involved in cellular response to glucose stimulus; insulin receptor signaling pathway. The coding region runs from base 263 to 1939 and encodes 558 amino acids. The transcript is spliced from 18 exons. The record is from RefSeq and is a predicted model, not a curated record. NCBI's taxonomy places the organism in Eukaryota, Metazoa, Chordata, Mammalia, Carnivora, Mustelidae. Gene Ontology annotation, cellular component: cytoplasmic vesicle.
CUGGCCAGUCUCGCGACAACUGGGAGGAGCGUGCCGCUGCUCUGGCUACAGGACUCCUCAGGUGGUGGCGCUGGCAGUCGGGCUACGGAGGCCGGGUUACCAGAUUACGGGAAAGUAUUUAAGAAGCUUAUGGUAUAAUAUGCAUCAAAGUAAUAUAAGAUCUGCAGGAAGUCCCUCAAGAUAGCUGGAAAAGAAGAAUUUCUAGACUCUUCAUCAAUAUCUUUAUUUACCCAGUUAAAUCCAAGGCUCCUGUGGUAAAAUCAUGAAUAAAAAUACAUCUGCUGUGGUAUCAUCCAAUCUACUUGAAAAGGAUCCUGCCUUUCAGAUGAUUACAGUUACCAAGGAAACAGGCCUUGGUCUGAAGAUCCUAGGAGGAAUUAACCGGAAUGAAGGUCCCUUGGUAUAUAUUCAGGAAAUCAUUCCUGGAGGAGACUGUUAUAAGGAUGGACGUUUGAAGCCAGGAGAUCAACUUGUCUCAAUAAACAAGGAAUCUAUGAUUGGUGUAUCCUUUGAAGAAGCAAAAAGCAUAAUUACCAGAGCCAAGUUGAGGUCAGAAUCUGUUUGGGAGAUAGCAUUCAUAAGACAAAAAUCUGAUGGCAGUCAUCCAGGAAAUCCAUCUUGUACAUCUCUUUUACAAGCUUCAGGAGAAUAUGGACCUCAAGUCUCGACAUUUAGCCUUCUUCCAUCUCCCCCUGAAACACUAAUUCCAAAGACCUCAUCUACUCCCCAAACUACAGAUACCAUUUUACCUUCUUUUAGGAUAAAUCAGAUGAAAACUGGAUACAAGAAAACAGAACAGACUCCAAUUACUUCUUCGGGAAACAGCCCUACGGAUAUGUCUAAUACAGAUAUUGCCCCUGCAUGGACUGAUAAUUAUGGACCACAAGGAAAGAAGAUUUCCCUAAAUCCCUCUGUUCGCCUCAAGGCAGAGAAACUGGAAAUGGCUCUAGAUUAUCUUGGAAUUCAUCCCACAAAGGAACAGCAUCAAGCCCUGAGACAGCAAGUGCAAGUAGACCCAAAGGGGACAGUGUCUUUUGGAGAUUUUGUCCAGGUUGCCAGAAACUUGUUUUGCUUGAAGCUGGACGAAGUGAAUGUCAGUGCACGUGAAAUUUCCAGCGUAUUAGAUUCACAGCUUCUUCCCUGUGAUUCCUUAGAGGCAGAUGAAAUAGAAAGGCUUAAGCGUGAAAGAAAUGAUGCCUUAGAGGAAGUGAAUACGCUCAAGGAAAAGUUAUUUGAAUCAGAAAGGCAAAAGAAACAAUUGGCAGAAGAACUCCAGAAUGUGAAACAAGAAGCCAAAGCUGUGGUUGAAGAAACCAGAGCCCUGCGAAGUCGCAUCCACCUUGCCGAGGCUGCACAGCGCCAGGCACACGGGAUGGAAAUGGACUAUGAAGAAGUGAUCCAUCUGUUAGAGGCCGAGAUCACAGAUCUAAAGGCUCAGCUUGCUGAUUAUUCGGACCACAAUAAAGAAAGUAUUCAGGAGUUAAAAAAGAGAAUUACAGUACUCGACUGCCAAUUGCGAAAAUCAGAAAUGGCUCGAAAAACUUUUGAGGCAUCCACUGAAAAGCUUCUUCAUUUUGUAGAGACUAUUCAAGAAUUAUUGUCUGAUAAUACUUCUCCUUUAUCAAAUUUAAGUGAAAGAAGAGCCAUGUUAGCUUCUCAGACUUCUCUUACACCACUGGGAAGGAAUGGACGUAACAUCCCAGCAACGCUGGCUCUUGAAUCUAAGGAGCUCGUUAAAUCUGUUCGGGCCAUACUUGACAUGGAUUAUCUACCUUAUGGGUGGGAGGAAGCUUACACAGCAGAUGGAAUCAAGUACUUCAUCAAUCAUGUAACACAGACGACAUCCUGGAUCCAUCCCGUGAUGAGUGCCCUGAACCUCUCCUACUCAGAGGAGAAUGAAGAGGAUUGUUCCAGAGGACUUCCCGAUCAUAAGAGCUGAUGGUCUUCUGUAGGAAGCUGAGCUCCAUGGUCUUCUAACAUCUCAUUCUACGUGGAUGACCCCCAACAUGCAACGGUCUAAAAUAGGAGCAAAACAUACCCUACUUUCUGAAGUUGUGAAAUAGAGACCUGGA